Penicillium crustosum is the source of this 3198-nucleotide messenger RNA. RefSeq lists its product as uncharacterized. The record is from RefSeq and is a predicted model, not a curated record. The transcript has 4 exons. Gene Ontology annotation, biological process: RNA 3'-end processing. Lineage: Eukaryota; Fungi; Ascomycota; Eurotiomycetes; Eurotiales; Aspergillaceae. Gene Ontology annotation, molecular function: nucleotidyltransferase activity. Bases 1 to 3198 code for a protein of 1065 amino acids.
AUGGUCGCAAAAAUCGAUGGGAAUGCGAAGUGUUCCCUCCACCGUGACGUCGCCUCGCUAGCGUCGGCGCAGUCCUCCACGAUGGCAUGGAGGCCUCAAUCCGAUGUGCCACAAUCCGAUGUGCCCGAGACCGCCGCUCGGCCUCCGUUGACUUCGCACCAGUCCAAUUCCCUUCCCUCCACCCCCUACCAACAUGCGCGCAACCUAUCGUUCCACUCCCGGUCACCGUCCCCCGCCCGCGGAAGCACCUCCCCUCGAUCCACCCACUCCGAGGCCACACAUCUACCUCCCUUCUCCCGGAAACCGCUCGGAGGAUGUAAAUAUGAGACCGCGAUGGCAUAUUUUCGACGACGGAUACCGUAUAGUCUAGGAGCAGAUAUACUACCAGAGGAGAAAGGGGCAUUGAAGGAGCAGCUCAGCCCGGACGAGGAGAAAAAAUUGUCGACCGAGAUCAUGGAUCUGUAUGAUCGAUUAUUACCAUCUGCCGAGAGUGAUGAUCGACGCCGACAACUUGUUCGGAAAUUGGAGAAGCUCUUUAAUGACCAAUGGCCGGGUCAUAAUAUCAAGGCGAACAUUUUUGGCUCAUCAGGGAAUAAGCUCUGUUCCAGUGACUCAGAUGUGGACAUUUGCAUCACGACCAACUACAAGGAAUUGGAGCAUGUGUGUCUGUUGGCUGAGGUGUUAGCUAAACACGGGAUGCAACGGGUGGUGUGUGUGUCGCACGCAAAGGUCCCCAUCGUGAAGAUUUGGGACCCGGAACUCCGGUUAGCUUGUGACAUGAAUGUCAAUAACACCUUGGCGCUAGAAAACACUCGAAUGAUUCGGACCUACGUCGAGGUGGAUGAAAGAGUGCGGCCUUUGGCAAUGGCUAUCAAGCACUGGACGAAGCAAAGGAUUCUCAACGAUGCCGCGCUUGGAGGAACCCUUAGUUCUUAUACCUGGAUCUGUUUGAUCAUUAAUUUCCUGCAGACAAGAAACCCUCCAAUUCUCCCAAGUCUGCAAGCACGUCCACACAAGAAAAGGAUGACCCAUGAUGGAUUGGUCUGCUCGUUUGAUGACGACCUCAAGACCUUGUCUCAAUUUGGCCGCAAGAACAAGCAAUCAGUUGGCGAGUUGCUAUUUCAAUUUUUCCGGUAUUAUGGCUACGAAUUUGACUAUGAGAAGAACGUCAUCUCAGUACGGGACGGCACCCUGAUCAACAAAGAGGCCAAGGGCUGGCACCUGAUGUUGAAUAACCGACUGUGCGUGGAGGAGCCAUUCAACACGUCAAGAAACCUAGGCAACACCGCCGAUGACACUUCAUUCCGGGGAUUACAUCUGGAAUUGCGAAGGGCUUUCAAGUAUAUUGCAAACGGUGAUCUAGAAGGAUGCUGUGAGCAGUUUGAAUUCCCGGCAGAAGAGGAACGGACCUGGGAACGACCACCACCUCAACCGCGGCCAACUCUCACACCUUCCCUCCCAUCACGGGGUGGACGGGGAGGAAACCGCGGCGGCAGAUAUAAUAAUCAGUUCUCGCGAGGUGGGCUCGGUGGCGGGCGACGACAAUCAAACACUGGAAACAAGUCGAACUUCCGGCAGUCGAAUACUGGCAAUACAUCAGAUAUCUCCCUGCAGGCACAACAGCAAGCCCAGUAUCUUCUGCAUGACCAGUUAUACCAACAAAUCCAGCUUUUGCAGGCGCAGGAGCAGGAAUUGCGGAUGCAAUUGCAUAACCAGGCAUUGAUCACUGGAAGACCACCGCCGGUAUUUAUCCGUCAGCCAUUUAUCCAAUUCCCGGUUCCUCAACAGCAAGAGUUUCCAGAGGAAACCUCACAACCGAGAUCAGGAACAGGAACAGCAACCCAUGCUACUCUCAGCCCAACUCAACGACAGCAAACCAUUUAUAACCCAACUUAUGCUUCAGUUGGUGCAUCUGGCUCGCAAGCGACCAUCACCAACCCCCCUCGCCGUCUGCUGUUAGCGUUAUGCCUGAUACUCGUCGGCUCGCCCUCUCUUCCCAGCUAUAUUCCCCUUUAUACCAUACCGCCACCUACGGAGAACUGGCCAAAACAAAGGCUGGCUACCGAGUCGUCGGAAGGCGGAGAAGGCAGUGGUGACGAGAAUGUAAUGCGCUCGAACAGUUUGGCCAGCAAUGGAUCCCGCUCAAACUCUGUGGACGACAACCGACAGCAAGAUGUGUUAGGUUAUUAUAUAACUCCCCAACAACUUCAAGCCUUCCAGCAAGGUUCUAUGCUGCCGCCAUUGUCCGCACAGAUGGGCCUAGUCUCGAAUGGAUAUUCGUUUAUUCCCCUUCAGCCAGAUUAUCGACCGGGAUCAUUCUCAUCAGAAACGGCUCGCUCGGAGCACACUCCAACUUCCAAGCCCCCGUCGCAACCAGCCCAAUCCGCUCCACGCCCAGUUGCACCCGGUCCGUUGAUCGUUGAUGGAUCGGUGCGUCCGAGCGAGAACCGCUCGGCAUAUGCGCCUGAGUUGAUCGACCCCUACUCUGCGAUAAGCCACUAUACGUCGUCGGAUGAUCACAACAUGAACACACCUGCGAGUUUCUCCGAUUCCUUGUCUCAAGAUUACCAGGAUUCCGGGUCCUUUGACCUUGAGCACUCGGCCGUCUUCACUCGGCCCUCUACGGAAACACAAAAGGUCAAUGGUGUAAGCGGGGAAAAGCAGCCAGACACGAAUGGCCAAACUGAGCUUCUCGCCAGUCGGCUGCAGAACUACCACCUAUCGAAUUCCGAGAAGCUGGUACAGCAACCCGCGAAGACAAGUCCGGAUCGACCAAGAAAUGGCAUAGCACAAGGACCAGGAAAGGAAGUCGGCCAGUCCAAGAAUUCAGGACAGUUGAGUGAGAAACCUGCUGCAUCUGGACCGAAUGAGAAUCGGCAUCAGUCGAUGAACUCGAAGCGCCGGACUAACGGAGACCAUUCCGACAAGACGAACGGUGUCAAUGGCAAGAGCAAGCCCAAAGGCCAAGGCCGACACGACAGCUCUCACAACGCCGCCUCGGGCACCAAGGAUCGACACUCAGACCCGUCCCGAAGAUCAGGCGGACAGUCUAACGGCACGAACGACAGCAACCAUGGAUGGCAGACGACCAAAAAGAAAAACCGCAAGAACACCAAGUCGUCAAUGGAGUCUCGAAAUGGCAUUAACGGCGGUCAUGAGCUCGUUCCAGCGGAUGAUUCUUUGCGAAAAGGCGGGUGA